GAGAGCAUUGGCUGCAGGGUAGCAGAGCUGUAGCAGCCAGUGGUGCCUGGGGCUGGCCUAGGCAUGUAGAUCAGAGACUGAGCCGGGCAGAACAAGCUGGUGGCAGUGGCGGUGGCGACAGGCAGCCCCAGAAGCCCCUGUGAGCUGAAGAAAGAGUUCUUUAUGCCUUUCAGAAGGAAGCUCGCUCUGCAAGGCUGAGGAAACAAAAGGAAGAAUUGUGUGUGGACUCUAGUCCAGACAUCUCAAUUCAACAGUUCCCUGUCGCUCACUCCGGGAUGGUAUGAUGACCCUCUCAUUUCUCCUGAGGUCCUGUCUUCGCUCUGCCAUAAGGAGUCUACCCAAGGCAGCACAUAUCAGAAACACUUCCAGCAUGACGGAAGGACUCCAGCCGGCUAGUGUUGUGGUCCUGCCCAGAUCCCUAGCACCAGCUUUUGAAAGCUUCUGCCAGGGCAACCAGGGUCCUCUGCCCCUCCUUGGCCAAAGUGAAGCGGUGAAGACACUCCCUCAGCUGAGCGCUGUUCCAGACAUAAGGACCAUCUGUCCACAGUUGCAGAAAUACGAGUUUGGCGCCUGCACAGGCAUCCUGACCUCACUGGCAGAGCACUCAGAACAACUAAAAGAAAUGGUGACCUUCAUCAUAGACUGCAGCUUCUCCAUAGAAGAGGCCUUGGAGCAGGCAGGGAUCCCCAGAAGAGACCUAACAGGUCCCAGCCAUGCAGGAGCAUACAAGACAACAGUGCCCUGUGCCACCAUUGCUGGCUUCUGCUGCCCUCUGGUGGUCACAAUGAGACCUGUUCCCAAGGACAAGCUGGAAAGGCUGUUGCAGGCCACUCACACCAUAGGAGGACAGCAAGGACAACCCAUUCACAUCGGUGACCCAGAUCUUUUGGGUAUCGAGGCACUUUCCAAACCUUACUACGGGAGUUAUGUGGAGUGUCGGCCCAAGGAUGUCCCCGUGUUCUGGCCGUCUCCGCUGACCAGUCUGGAAGCAGUCAUCAGCUGCAAGGCUCCAUUGGCUUUCGCCAGCCCUCCAGGCUGCACGGUGAUGGUCCCGAAGGACACAGUGUCUUCAGCCAGUUGUCUGACUCCUGAGAUGGUUCCAGAAGUCCACGCCAUUUCCAAAGACCCUUUGCACUACAGCAUAGUGUCAGCCCCUGCUGCUCAAAAGAUCAGAGAGCUAGAGUCCACAAUUGCCAUAGACCCAGGGAACCGAGGAAUCGGGCAUCUACUACUUAAAGAUGAGUUGCUGCAGGCUGCUUUGUCACUGUCUCAUGCCCGCUCCGUACUAGUCACCACUGGAUUCCCAACACAUUUCAAUCAUGAGCCCCCAGAAGAGACAGAUGGCCCACCAGGAGCCAUAGCCUUAGCUGCCUUCCUACAGGCUCUGGGGAAGGAGACCGCCAUGGUAGUAGACCAGAGAGCCUUGAACUUGCAUAUGAGGAUUGUUGAAGAUGCCGUUAGGCAAGGAGUUCUAAAGACACCAAUUCCCAUAUUAACUUACCAAGGAAGAUCCAUGGAAGAUGCUCGGGCAUUUUUGUGCAAAGAUGGGGACCCUAAGUCUCCUAGAUUUGACCAUCUGGUGGCCAUAGAGCGUGCGGGAAGGGCUGCUGAUGGCAAUUACUAUAACGCGAGGAAGAUGAACAUCAAGCACUUAGUUGACCCCAUUGAUGACAUUUUCCUUGCUGCACAAAAGAUUCCUGGCAUCUCAUCAACUGGCAUUGGUGAUGGAGGCAAUGAGCUUGGAAUGGGCAAAGUAAAGGAGGCCGUGAAGAAGCACAUUAGAAAUGGAGAUGUCAUUGCCUGUGAUGUGGAGGCUGACUUUGCUGUCAUUGCUGGUGUUUCUAACUGGGGAGGCUAUGCCCUGGCCUGUGCACUGUAUAUUCUGAACUCAUGUCAAGUCCAUGAGCGCUACCUGAGGAGGGCAACUGGACCUUCCAGGGGAGCUGGGGAACAGAGCUGGAUCCAGGCCCUGCCAUCUGUCACUAAGGAAGAAAAGAUGUUGGGCAUCCUGGUAGAGAAGCAAGUGCGCAGUGGUGUCUCGGGCAUCGUGGGCAUGGAAGUGGAUGGGCUGCCUUUCCAUGACGUUCAUGCUGAGAUGAUCCGGAAGCUGGUGGGUGCCACCACAGUGCACAUGUGACCAGCUGUGCUGUUUGUGUGCCCAGUCCCUUGCCCGAUGCCAGCCUUCGUCUAGGUAGGAGUUCCAGGGGCAUUGCUCUUCCUGCCCUUCAUCCUGGCUUCUUCUGGCCACCCUGUGCUCUGCUCUGGGAAUCUUUCUGCCUCUCAGUUAAGAGAGGAGUCUGAAACAGUUAACUGUAGAGCAGAGCCUAAGGGCAGUGGUGGUGCACACCUUUAAUCCCAGCACUCAGGAGGCAGAGGCAGAGGCAGCUGGAUCUCUGAGUUUGAGGCCAGCCUGGUCUACAGAGUGAGUUCUAGGGCAACCAAGGCAUCACUGUGACCUGGGCUAAUCGAGAAAGGGUAGAGAGCCCACACGUGGAGUGUUGGCUGAAACACUGGGGUUCAUACUCACCACCACCAGCAAAACAGUUAUAUCUUUGAAAUGUUUUUCCCCCAUACAGUCAUAAUUUACUGUUUGAUGGGGUUCCUCCAGCCAUGACAUCCCACUGUCCCUCACCCCCAUUCACCCCUGACAUUUCUUACACACACUUUCCAUCAGCUCACUCCUACACCUAGCCAGACUCUUUCCCCGUUUUGAGGGGGAAGGAAGCCAUAUUUACCAGUAUUGCCCAAAGGUGAGUCAGACCUCCCCAGGGCUCAGGCAGAUGAGCUCGCCCUGAUCUUUCACAUCCUCCAACCCUACAUUUCUCAACAAAACCAGAAACUGAGCCACUGACCAGGCCCUAUUACACAUUUAUUCCUGACAUCAUGGUGACAUUUCAUGUGGGAUCUGAGCCUACUAAAAGUUGUUUCAUGUCUUUACACGUGUGUGUCUGGUAUGGUUCUUUAAGGGGCCUUCAUUGUGAAAAAGGAACACAUGGUAUAGAUUUUACACUCCAAUAAAGUAUAAGUGUAAAGAGAAAA
Mus caroli (Ryukyu mouse) is the source of this 3039-nucleotide messenger RNA. It is a transcript of the gene Dglucy, whose product is annotated as D-glutamate cyclase. Gene Ontology annotation, molecular function: D-glutamate cyclase activity. NCBI's taxonomy places the organism in Eukaryota, Metazoa, Chordata, Mammalia, Rodentia, Muridae. Gene Ontology annotation, biological process: glutamate metabolic process. The record is from RefSeq and is a predicted model, not a curated record.